Molecule: messenger RNA, 5692 nt
Organism: Gadus morhua (Atlantic cod)
Lineage: Eukaryota; Metazoa; Chordata; Actinopteri; Gadiformes; Gadidae
Gene: myom1a
Product: myomesin 1a (skelemin)
Exons: 38
Coding region: 206-4783 (1525 amino acids)
Biological process (GO): sarcomere organization
Cellular component (GO): M band
Molecular function (GO): protein binding
Source: RefSeq, a predicted model, not a curated record
GACAUUCUGCCGAGUGGCAGCAUUAUUUUUGUUCUGUGGACUGUCGUCCUGUCCACUGCCCUGCACCCGAGCUCCUUUACCCCAAUCCGGACUGGCUUUAGUUUCCUUUUGGACUAGUACCUCGCAAUUUCUCUUGCUUUUCUUCAACUGAUUCAUUGUUUUGUUGGUGUGGAGCAGAGCCCCCCACCCCCCAUCCCCCCCGAGGAUGUCCGGAUCAGUGCAUCAGUUGGAGACGCGCCAACGCCAGCAGCACUUUCAGGAGCAGAAGCAGACCCUGGAGCAGCAGCAUCACUUUGAGAGCAGCUAUCACCUGAGCAGCAGGUCCUCUGUUAGCCAGAAGUCUGUCUCUCAUGAGCUUCACAAGAGCACUCAAGGGGCCAGCCUGAAAACGGCCAGCCUGAAGACCUCACAGAAGACCUCUGUGAAGACAGAGAAGGCGAUGGCCUCUAAAAUGAGCCAUAUCACCAAGAAGGCCGAACGCAAGUACCUAGCCACGGACACAGAUCUCGAGGUCAUCGGCUACGUUGUCCCUGUAUUCAGAGCCAACCAUGAGGUGGUGCGGGGUCUGGCCGAGGCCCAGGACGAGGUGGUGAAGGAGGAGGGGGUGAACUACGUGGCCAUGAGGAACCUGUUUGUGAGGGAGUCCCAGGAAUCCAUGACGCUCACUGUGGAGAAGAAAACCAGGAAGACGAUUGUCAGGGAGUCGGCCGAGAGCCUCCAAUUGGACAGGAAGCUGGAGGAGAGGUCAGAGUUUCGUAAGAAGAUGAACUCAGACAGCCUCUGCCACCGUCCCGAGUUCGUGGUGAGGCCCCGAGGACAGACGGUCUGGGAGGGCAGGACCCUGAAGCUGCACUGCACUGUGGCCGGCUGGCCCAAACCACGCGUCGCCUGGUACAAAAACAACGUUCUGAUCGACGCCAAGGCCCACCCUGAGAAGUACACCACCGAGAGCAACUACAACAUGCACUCCCUGGAGAUCAAGAAUUGUGAGUUCUUGGACACUGCUCUGUACCAUGCCUCUGCCCUCAACAUCAAGGGAGAGUCUUCUGCUACGGCCACAAUCGUUAUCAAAAGGUUCCAAGAGGGGGAGGCAGCAGGCCCUCUGGACCCUAAACCCCACGGAUUCAGUUCCGAGCACGGCGUCACCUUCGAGACCAGCAUCCUGGAUAAGUUUGAGGUGGCGUUCGGCCGCGAGGGCGAGACCUUGAGCCUGGGCUGCACCGUCAUCAUCUACCCCACCAUCAAGAUGUACCAGCCGGAAGUGGUGUGGUACAGAAACUCCGUGGCCCUGAAGGCGUCCAGGUGGGUGAACUCCCACUGGAGCGGUCAGAGAGCCACCCUCACCCUGACGCACCUGAACAAGGAGGACGAGGGCCUGUACACCCUGCGCAUCAACACCAAGUCCGGCUUCGACUCCUACUCCGCCUACGUGUUCGUCAGAGAUGCUGACCUGGAGGUGGAGGGCGUGCCCGUGGCCCCCCUGGACGUGCGCUGCCACGACGCCAACAAGGACUACGUGGUGGUGACCUGGAAGCAGCCGGCCGUGGAGGGCAGCAGCCCCAUCUUGGGCUACUUCAUCGACAAGUGCGAGGUCGGCACCGAGCACUGGGCGCAGUGCAACGACAGCCCGGUCAAGUACGCCCGCUUCCCCGUCACGGGCCUGGUGGAGGGCCGCUCCUACAUGUUCCGGGUCAGCGCCCUGAACACCGCCGGGGUCAGCCGUCCGUCCCGCGUGUCGGACGCGGUGGUGGCCAUGGACCCCUCCGACAGGGCCCGCCAAAGGGCCGGACCUUCCGCUCCUUGGACCGGGAUGAUCAAGUUCACUGAGGAGGACCCCACUGUGGGCGUGGUCCCUGGGGAGCCCAGCGAAGUGGUGGUCACUGAGGCCACCAAGAGCUACGUGGUCCUGGGCUGGAAGCCCCCCGUCCAGAGGGGUCACGAGGGGGUCAUGUACUACAUCGAAAAGUGCGUUGCAGGGACCGACCAGUGGCAGCGUGUGAACACGGGGAUGCCGGUGAAGUCUCCGCGCUACGCCCUGUUCGACCUGGAGGAGAGCGAGUCCUACAGCUUCCGCGUGCGCUGCUGUAACUCGGCCGGCGUGAGCGAGGCCUCCGGGUCCACCAGCAACAUCACCGUGGGAGACAAGCUGGAACUGCCCUCCUCCCCUGGCGCGGUGACGGUCACCAGGAACUGCGCCACCUCCAUCGUGGUGUCGUGGGCGGCCUCCAGGGAGGUGAAGCAGCUGGUGGGCUACUACAUCGAGUACAGCGUGGUGGGCAGUGAGGCCUGGGUGCCCAGCAACAACAAGCCCGUCAAGAGCACCAGGUUCGUGUGCCAUGGCCUGACUACCGGUGAGAAGUAUGUGUUCAAGGUGAAGGCUGUGAACGCUGCAGGUUACAGCAACAGCUCCCCUCUAUCUGACCCUGUCCUGGUCAAGGCUGCCGUCUCUGUCCCUGGGAAGCCCUCUGCGGUGACCCUGGUUGAGGCUGCCAAGGACUACAUGGUGCUGAGCUGGAGCGCGCCGGCUUCCGACGGCGGGGCCGAGAUCACGGGCUACUACGUGAACUACAGGACAGUGAAGGGAGAGGUGGUGGGCAAAUGGCACGAGCUCAACUCCAAGGCUGUUAAUGCCACGUCCUACAAGGCCGAGGGCCUGAAGGAGAACCUCUUCUACCAGUUCCAGGUGCGGGCCAUGAACAUGGCGGGUGUGAGCAAGACCUCUCUGGCUGCUAAAGCUCUGGAGUGCAAGGAAUGGACCAUCACUGUUCCAGGCGCUCCUCUCGGCCUCCACGUGCUGGAGGUGCGUGACACCUCCCUGGUGGUGCUCUGGGACGCCCCGGCGUUCAGCGGGCGCUCCCCGGUCAUCGGCUACUACCUGGACAUCAAGGAGGCGGCGGGCGGCGACGGUGCCUGGAGGGCCGUGCACGAGAAGGUCCACCAGAUCAAGUACAUGAAGGUGACCGGUCUGAGUGCUGGUACUUCCUACGUGUUCCGUCUGCGAGCAGAAAAUCUGGCCGGCGUGGGAAAACCAUCAGGUGUCCUCGGCCCAAUUCUGGCCCAGACUCACCCAGGCACCCAUGAGAUCGAGGUGGACGUGGACGACGACGGUGUGAUCUCCAUGAUCUUCCAGUGCUCUGAGAUGGCUCAGGACUCCGAGUUCAUCUGGUCCAAGAACUACAAGAGCAUCACAGACAGCUCCCGCAUCACUGUUGUUACCCAGGGUGGCAAGUCCAGAGCUAUCUUCAACAGCCCCUCCCUGGAGGACCUGGGAACCUUCUCCUGCAUGGUCACCAACACAGAGGGCUUCUCCGCCAGCUACACACUCACCGAGGAAGCUCUCAAUCGCCUUCUGGACAUCAGCCAUGAGCACAAGUUCCCUGUUAUUCCCUUCAAGAAGGAGAUGUCCAUGGACCUGCUGGAGAAGGGCCGCGUGCGCUUCUGGACCCAGGUGGAGAAAUGCACCGCCGCUUGCAAGGUGGAGUACGUGUUUAACAACGCGGCCGUCACGGCAGGACAGAAAUACUCAAUGAACUUCGACCAGAAGACCGGCAUCAUUGAGAUGUUCAUGGACUCCCUGGAGGUCACAGACGAGGGAACGUUCACCUUUAACCUGGUGGACGGCAAGGCCAAGGGAACCACCAGCCUGGUGCUCAUCGGAGACGAGUUCAGAGAGCUCCAGAAGAAGUCUGAAUUUGAGAGGGCUGAAUGGGUCAGGAAACAAGGUCCCCACUUUGUGGAGUACCUCGGUUUCACCGUCACCGAGGAAUGUAAUGUGCUGCUUAAAUGCCAGAUUGGAAACAUCAAACCCGAGACUGAGAUCGAGUGGUACAAGGACAAGGUGAACAUUCACGCGGACGACGAGGACUCCAAGAAAAUCGGGAUGGAGGACGGGCUGUUGACCUUUAACAUCGGAAAGUGCGUUACUAAGCCAGGCAUAGAGCAAGCAGAAGAGGAGCAAGAGAAACCAAAGAGGCAGGCCGCGGACCUCACCCCAGCCUCCCCGAGACCCAAAAUUUCCAAGAGUGAUUCCGGCGUUUACGAGGUCAAGUUGAGGGACGAGAGAGGCAAAGACACGAGUACAUUCGAUUUGACCGACGCAGGCUACCAGGCUGUUAUGAAUGAAGUCUUUAGGGUUAUCGCCAACUCCUCCACCGGCAUCUCGGUCAUCAGCACUGAGCACGGAAUCGUGCUGUCCUCCAGCGUCAUCUAUUACACCCAUGAGCUGCGUGUCGGCUGGCUCCAAAAAGAGAGCAAGAUAACCAGCUCUACCAGGCAAGAGUGUGGAGUCACAGGGGAGCAGCUUUGGCUUAAGAUCAACGAGCCCACAGAGAAGGACAAGGGCAAGUACACCAUAGACAUCUUCGACGGCAAGGAUGGACUCAAGAGGGUCUUCGACCUGUCUGGCCAAGCAUGGCAAGAGGCAUUUGAAGAAUUCCAGAGGCUGAAGGCGGCUGCGAUUGCAGAAAGAAACCGCGCUCGUGUCGUUGGAGGCCUGCCAGAUGUGGUUGCGAUCCAGCAGGGCAAGUCCCUGAACCUGACUGGCAACGUGUGGGGCGACCCGGCCCCCACGGUCUGCUGGCUGAAGAACGACAAGGAACUGGUGACGGAUGACCGCUACACGCUCAAGUUCGAGAACGGGAAGUACGCCAGCAUCACCAUCGCCGGGGUGACCACCGCCGACUCAGGCAAAUACGCCCUGCGGGUCAGCAACAAGUACGGCACGGAGAACGGCGAUUUCACCGUCAGCGUGUACACCCCCGAGGACGAGGACAAGAAGGAGUGAAGUGAUGAUGGGGUUCUUAUGUUAGGAGUGGGAGGGGAGUGAGAGAGAGAGAGAGAGAGAGAGAGAGAGAGAGAGAGAGAGAGAGAGAGAGAGAGAGAGAGUGAGUGGGAUAGGGCUAUCUCUGAAAGUCGUUCACCCCAGUGCAAAAUAAGUACAGCUGAAGCAGUCUGAAUAAAAGAUGACAGGGAAAAAGUUACAACGCUUCCCUCUGCCUUUUUCCUGCACAGGGCUAAAAACAACAACCUAGAAAGCCCUGAGGGAGUGUUGCUCUUCACAGAAUGAAGCUCAGAUUAUGUAAUAGGGGAAUAUCUAUGUUGCUUAACAUGUCUUUUCUGUUUUUUGUUGCUUUUGGUCUUCAGAUAGUACAAAAAAGCCAAUCGGUAGACAUCACUGUUUAGCAAAAGGAAAAACACCUAAUAAUCAAAACAUAUUUUUGAAUAACUUCCUAAAUUGUUAAAGUCUAUGCUCUCUCACACCAAGGCACCGCUGAGGUUAUGGUGUUGAUGUAUUUAGUGUUUUUUUGGUUAUUGCUUUGCAAAUAUAAAACUCACCCAGACAAAAAUAAAUGCAUGAUAAUAAUCAUUGUAAACCAUGAAUGGAACCCAUUUUCUGUAUUAUUAGUGCGCUAUUUUGUCACUCUGUGUUUAAGUGACGUCAUGUAUGUAAGCCUAGGUCUCAAGUCAUUCGUCAGGAGGAGUCGAAAGAGAACAGGAAGAAAAGGUCGUGCAAUGUGGACAUGUGAACACUAAUCUGUCUGGGCAUAUGUUGCAUACUUCUGAUCGUGUGUACACACUGUAGAGAUCGACAUGUACUUGGAAAUAAAUUAAAAAACUUUCAAAUAAUGACUGCCCUCCAGAAUGGCUUGAGACCGAAAAUAAAUGUAUUCUCCAAUAAAGAAAGUUGACCUGG